Molecule: messenger RNA, 3297 nt
Organism: Arthroderma uncinatum
Lineage: Eukaryota; Fungi; Ascomycota; Eurotiomycetes; Onygenales; Arthrodermataceae
Exons: 1
Coding region: 1-3297 (1098 amino acids)
Cellular component (GO): catalytic step 2 spliceosome; intracellular anatomical structure
Molecular function (GO): RNA binding; ATP binding
Source: RefSeq, a predicted model, not a curated record
AUGGAUAUCAAAACCUACAUAUCAGACUCCCUUCUUCAGUUUACCGGAGUCUCAGACCCUACCGUUGUCGAUUUUGUUCUUGCCACAGCGUCAAAAGCCAAAUCACGGGAUUCCCUACGCGACCAGCUUGGGGUGUUUUUAGAUGGCGGGGAUGGAGAUGUACAACCGUUCUAUUCGGAGUUAUGGAAUCGGGUAAAUCCGUCGGGGCGCGAUGACAUGCCGACAAAGGAUAAGCCAAGUCAACAGCAGUCGAAGAAGAAAUACCGUUUGGUUGAAAUGGAAGACGAGCCGGCAGACCACGACCUUAAUGUUAGCAAGCCCCGGUCAAAGGAGGCUGGCUCAUCUCGCUCGCGGUCCACGCCAAAAAGCAGAAGUGACGAAAGCAGUGAGCACAAAAGGCGGGAUAACAAUACUGAUGGACGGGAACACAAUCGGCCAAGGAAAGUUCGGCGGAUAGACGACCAGGAUUUUGCCAGCCGGUGGGGGGAUGAAGAGCCUCCGUUAGGCGAAGAUGAGCUCGAAGAACAACGUAUGCCUCCUCCAAAAACCUCUCGCGACAAGACCAGCGCUUCCUAUGUCGACGAGUCGGACGAAAACCAUAAUGAUGACCCCGAAAGAGCUAGGGAACGUGAUAAGCGGGAACGUGAUGAGUUCGCGAAACGGCUGGUGUCAAAGGAUGAUCAACGAUCCAAAAAGCUCAUCGAAGACAGGUCAUCCAGAAAGGAGGGUGGGGUGGCUGCGCGGAGAGCCCUUGCAGAUGACUCGGCCGCUAGGGCUGCUGCGAUGCCAGACCUUCGCCUACGAUCUCGUCAAGAUUAUCUAAAGAAGCGAGAGGCUGAACGUCUAGCUUUAUUGCGCAAGCAAGUUGCGGAAGAAACAGCUGAACUCCGCGAAAACCCUGAUUUGACACGGCAGGAGAAAGAAGAGUUCGCAAAGAACAGAGAAGUUUUAAGGUUGACUGAAGAACGGCUGCAAAUAGAUGAUCAUCGAGAUGGCUACUUCCUGCCGGAGGAUUAUAUAACGGAGAAAGGGAAGAUAGACCGGAAACGAAAAGAAGAAGCACUUUACAAACGAUAUGUCGAUCGUGAUGACCAUGGCAAGGAACGUUUUGUCACCGAACAUGAGGAGUGGGAACUUGAACAAACUGCAAAGGCCAAAGCCCAGGUUACAAAAGCAGAAUUUGUUGAUGAAGGGGACUAUGAAUAUGUCUUCGAUGAUGCGCAGAAGGUGAAUUUCAUCAUGGAUUCAAAGCUAGUUGGCGACCACAAACCCAUGACGAAGGACCAGAUGCUUCUGCACAAACAAAUUGAUGCAGCUGAGAAGAAGGCAGCAUCGAUUGAAGAGACGCGGAAAAGCCUACCGAUUUAUCAGUUCCGAGAACAAAUCCUAGAGGCUGUGGCAAAUCACCAGGUUUUGAUCAUCGUGGGAGAAACUGGUAGUGGAAAGACGACGCAAAUUCCUCAAUAUCUACACGAAGCAGGGUAUACUAAAGGUGGUCUCAAAAUAGGAUGUACGCAACCACGUCGAGUUGCCGCGAUGAGUGUUGCUGCGCGUGUUGCCGAAGAAGUAGGAGUUAAGCUUGGAGAUGAAGUGGGAUACUCGAUUCGAUUCGAGGAUACUACCUCCGACAAGACAGUACUGAAGUACAUGACUGAUGGUCGCUUAUUACGAGAACUUCUCAUGGAACCAGAUUUAGCUUCCUACUCUGCUCUGAUGAUUGAUGAAGCGCACGAGCGUACCGUCCCAACCGAUAUUGCCUGCGGUCUCUUAAAAGAUAUCGCGAAAGCCCGGCCAGAUUUGAAGCUCCUUAUCUCGUCCGCAACAAUGGACGCCCAAAAGUUCCAAAAAUACUUUGAUGACGCCCCUAUCUUUAACAUUCCCGGCCGCAGAUACCCCGUCGACGUCCAUUAUACCUCCCAGCCAGAAGCCAACUAUUUGGCCGCUGCAAUCACCACUGUCUUCCAAAUCCACAUAUCCCAAGGCCCAGGAGAUAUAUUAGUAUUCUUGACAGGUCAAGAAGAGAUCGAAUCUGCAGAACAGAAUCUCCAAGAAACAGCCCGGAAACUUGGAAAUAAAAUUAAAGAACUGGUGGUCUGCCCUAUCUAUGCGAAUCUCCCGUCCGAACUGCAAACGAAGAUAUUUGAACCUACACCCCCUGGAGCUCGAAAGGUUGUCCUUGCUACAAAUAUUGCUGAAACAAGUUUGACAAUUGAUGGGAUCGUAUAUGUUAUUGACCCGGGGUUCGUCAAGGAGAGUGUUUUCAAUCCUCGUACUGGCAUGGAAAGUCUCGUUGUCACGCCGUGCUCUAGGGCAUCCGCCGGUCAACGAGCUGGUCGAGCCGGUCGUGUUGGGUCAGGCAAAUGCUUCCGUCUAUAUACGAAAUGGGCGUAUUAUAACGAACUCGAGCAGAACACCACCCCUGAGAUCCAGCGCACAAAUCUCAGCGGUGUGGUGCUAAUGUUGACUUCUCUAGGAAUCAAUGACCUCCUUGACUUUGACUUUAUGGACCCGCCUCCGGCAGAGACCCUGAUCCGUGCUCUUGAGCAGCUUUAUGCACUUGGCGCCUUAAACGACCAUGGAGAACUCACAAAAGUUGGUCGCCAGAUGGCAGAAUUCCCAACUGACCCGAUGCUCUCCAAGUCCAUCCUUGCCGCAGACAAAUACGGCUGCGUUGAAGAGGUUUUAUCCAUCAUCGCCAUGCUAGGAGAGGCUAGCGCCUUAUUUUACAGGCCCAAGGAUAAGAAGAUCCACGCUGACAGCGCUCGCGCCCGAUUCACCAUCAAAGAUGGAGGUGACCACCUAACGCUCCUCAACAUCUGGAACCAAUGGGUAGACGCAGACUUCAGCUAUGUCUGGGCGCGGGAAAACUUCCUCCAGCAGCGAAGCUUAACCCGUGCCCGCGACGUCAGGGACCAACUUGCUAAACUAUGUGAUCGAGUCGAAGUAACUCUCAGUAGCGCAGGAGCAAGCAAUCUACCGGUGAUUCAGAAGGCAAUCACGGCAGGCUUCUUCCCUAACGCCGCUAGACUUCAGCGCGGAGGAGACAGCUAUCGAACCGUCAAGAACGGCCAGACCGUCUACCUCCAUCCAUCAAGCACACUGUUCGGGGCAGAUCCUAAAUGGGUCAUCUACUUCGAGCUGGUAUUGACUAGCAAGGAAUUUAUGCGUAGCAAUAUGCCGCUGCAGCCAGAAUGGUUAACAGAGGUUGCUCCCCAUUAUCACAAGAAGAAGGAUCUGGAGACGCUUGGUUUGGGUAAACCCAAGGGGCCAAAUGCUGCGGAAAAAAGCAAGGCAUGA